This is a messenger RNA of Lactuca sativa (garden lettuce), 1544 nucleotides long. Its product is annotated as patatin-like protein 2. Gene Ontology annotation, molecular function: monoacylglycerol lipase activity; glycerophospholipase activity. The record is from RefSeq and is a predicted model, not a curated record. Lineage: Eukaryota; Viridiplantae; Streptophyta; Magnoliopsida; Asterales; Asteraceae. Gene Ontology annotation, biological process: lipid metabolic process.
UUUUUAUCGUUCAAGUGAAAUCACUGACUGUUUAUAAGUUCUUUACAUCAGAUACCAUUUUAUUACACAAAACCAAGUUCAUAUUGUUCCAUCAAUGGAGAAGGGAUUGAGAAACGCAUCACCCAAUAAUGGAAAACUUAUCACUAUUCUUAGCAUCGAUGGAGGUGGUAUAAGAGGGAUCAUUCCAGCCACUAUACUUGCUUUCCUCGAAUCACAGCUUCAGGAGCUGGAUGGAAAAGAUGCAAGACUUGCAGAUUACUUCGAUGUAGUUGCAGGAACUAGCACAGGUGGUCUUGUGUCAGCCAUGUUAACAGCUCCAGACCAAACAAACCGACCUCUCUAUGCAGCCAAAGAUAUCGUACCUUUCUAUAUGGAACAUGGCCCUAAAAUAUUUCCUCAACAAAGGGGUGCAUGGGGAUCCAUCAUGAAGAGUGCGAAAAUGCUUAUUGGACCAAAGUACGAUGGGAAUUAUAUUCGGAAGCUCAUAAAGGAGAAGUUGGGAAAUACUCGUUUGAACGAAACCUUAACCAAUAUAGUCAUUCCUACAUUUGAUAUCCAACGUCUGCAACCCCUCAUUUUCUCAACUUAUGAGGCGAAAGUUAAUCCAUGCUACAAUGCUCAGUUAUCCGAUAUAUGCAUUUCAACAUCCGCAGCUCCGACCUAUUUUCCUCCAUAUUACUUUAAGAACGACAAUGAAGAUGGACGAAACAGUGAAGAAUUUAAUCUUGUUGAUGGUGGUGUCGCUGCUAAUAAUCCGGCACUGGUUGCAAUAAGCCAAGUCACGAAACAAGUGUUCAGCAAGCAUCCUGAUUUCUUCCCUGUUAAACCUACGGAUUAUGGUCGCUUCCUUUUGAUCUCAAUAGGAACGGGUGCAACAAAGAUAACGAACCAAUACAACGCAAAGAUGGCAUCCCAUUGGGGUGUAUUAAGUUGGUUGGUUCAUAGUGGUUCCACCCCAAUUAUUGACGUAUUCACUCAAGCAAGUGGAGAUAUGGUUGAUGGUCAUCUUUCUGUGUUCUUUCAAGCUGUUCAUUCCCAAGAAAAUUACUUUCGAAUCCAAGAAGAUACAUUAGAUGGCAAUGAGGCGUCAGCGGAUGUUGCGACCAAAGAGAACAUGGUGAAACUCGUGGAAAUUGCUGAAAACUUAUUGAACAAGCCAACUUCAAGAGUAAAUCUAAAGACCGGACUGUCUGAGCCAAUGGGAAAUGGGGAUACGAAUGCCAAAGCUCUCAAACGAUUUGCAAAAUUGCUUUAUGAGGAAAAGAAGUUGCGAGAGUCAACCAAGGCCAUCUCUAAUCCAACAUCAAAUCCUAUUUAUUGCCCUGAUCUUGGUUCACAAAUUCACUAAAUUAAUAUCAUUUGUAACACGAAAAAUGAUGUCCAUGAAUAAUCAAACACAACAUAUGAUGUUAUAUUAUUCAUUAACCGUCACUAAAAAUUAUUGCAUAGUUUAUGAUUAAUUAUUUAGUUUUAUGUGUUUUAAUUUAGUUUUUGUAUAAUAAACAUUUGUUAUUAAUUAAUUAUGUUAUAUUACCUGUAUUCUU